UUUUUAUUUAAAAUAUUGAGCAUAAAUAUUUAAUAGUUAGUUUGAAACUGUUAAUUUCCCAUAAUAUCAUAUAACUAAUGAAAAUAAAAAUAAUUUUAUCUCCCCUCUAUAAUACAAUCAAAACUUGAGUUAAUGCCAAUCUACUAGUCUCUGUUAAAACAAUAGUAUAAAGUUGAAUAAACUAAGAUUUCAUUUUCUAUUGAUUAAAAUUGUACUCCUAUAUUCUUUAGAGAUUAAUAAAUACCUAAGGAAUGGAAACAAACAAAUUGUUAUGUAAUAAAAUUUCUGAAUCAGAUAACUGGUCAGUUCAUGCCUUAAUACAAGUUAAACAAAAAUCAGAUAUUACAAAACCAUAUCAAGAAACAUAUAAUGGAUUUCAAAGUGGAAACAUAAAAUUUACAACUGAAUCUAGUCAAAAUUUAAAAGUCAAAAAUACUCUACAGAAUUCAGAUAAAAUAAACAAUAUAGUACCUCAAUGUGAAGUCUGCUGUGGUAUAAGAAGUCCAAUGUCAAUUAGAAGGGCACAAAAUUACACAGCACACUUCUGUACCAAUAUUUCAACUAAGAAACAUCCAACAACAGUAAACGUUUCAAGUCAAACAUCACCUUCUCCUUCAUUAGUUUUUAAUAAGAGUGAUAUGAACAAACAUUUUAAGAACAAAACAUUCAAAUUGCACAAUUCCAAACAAAAAGAUGAAAAAACUAUACAUAAUAAUGCUUGUUGUUUAAAAUCUUCAGACUCAGAUGAAACUAUAGGAUAUGAUUCAUCAGACACACUGCAUAAACUUUCAGAAGUAAGUUGUAAGAAAAUACCAAAAAAGUCUAAUGUAACUCAAAGUUAUUUAAAUAUUGCCCAGAAAAACCAAUUACAAAAAAGUCCAUGUUCAUCAACAUUAAGUUCAAUGAACACAAUAUCUAAUCCUUCAUCUAGUUGUGUAUCAACAUUGAUGAGUACUAAUUCAAUUUAUAAUAGUAGUUCAUCAAAUUCACAACCUGACACUAAAUAUACAUAUAGUUAUAAUAAUAUAAGUAGCUCAGAUGAUGAAUGUUCAGAAACAGCUUGGAGUUUCAAUAGAUCAUUAUCUCAAAGAGAAGAAAUUCUAUUUAGACGACCAGGGUCCAAACAAGCAAAUACUAUCCAAGACACGGGAAGUUUAAGUGAUUGUUCAUUAUCCCCUAAUUAUCAAAAGCAAAAUUACUUAAAUAAUUAUACUCAAGUGGCGAAAAUGGCAGUAAAGUUUGGUACAACAAAUUUUCCAAAAAAUCAAGAUCAUCAUAUAGGACCCUCGAAAAAUCCUGAUUGUACAUGUUUAAAUUGUCGUAGUCAUUUUAAUUCUAGUUAUUAUCCAUAUUCUAAAGAAACCACUAAUCAGUCAGAAUUAUUCAAAUUAUUCAAAAAAAAUCUGUAGAAUGUUUUUUAGUUUUUAAAUAUAUAAUUAAAAUUCUGUAUACUAAUUGUGAUUAAACUAGGUAUUAUUCUCAAAAAUAAAAUAUAAUAUAAUUUUAGUUUCUGUGCAUGAACGUACAACAUGUUUCCAGAUGAAUUUAUACAAUAUUGUUGAAAUAAAAUUCAACCAAAGUUGAAAGUGCUUAUACUUCAUCAUUUAACUAUUUUAACUCAGCUUAGUAUUAAGUGAUAGUAAUGUUUAAUUUAUACUUAUAUAAUUUAUAUUUGUAAUUUUUGAGUAAAACAAAUUAUAAAAGUAUGUAUCCUAAGUAAGUUCAUUUAUAUAAUUUAUUAAAAAAGAUAAUAUAAAUUAAUUUUUUAGCCACCUAAAUAAAAAAAAAACCCACACAUUGGGGACGUGGCAUAGUUGGGUCAAGUAAUAAUGAUAUCUGACAGUGGUUAAAAUCACUAUCAUAAAAAACUGUAGACAGUGUUUGCUUUUAAAAAAUUGGUGGAUUAUUCCAAAAGCUACAUGAUCUUCUAUUUCCUUAUUUAUAUCCUGAUUAUAAG
Daktulosphaira vitifoliae (grape phylloxera) is the source of this 1957-nucleotide messenger RNA. RefSeq lists its product as uncharacterized. The record is from RefSeq and is a predicted model, not a curated record. The coding region runs from base 252 to 1409 and encodes 385 amino acids. The transcript is spliced from 2 exons. NCBI's taxonomy places the organism in Eukaryota, Metazoa, Arthropoda, Insecta, Hemiptera, Phylloxeridae.